Gordionus sp. m RMFG-2023 is the source of this 1248-nucleotide messenger RNA. Its product is annotated as carboxypeptidase B-like. The transcript has 10 exons. Bases 1 to 1248 code for a protein of 415 amino acids. The record is from RefSeq and is a predicted model, not a curated record. Gene Ontology annotation, molecular function: metallocarboxypeptidase activity; zinc ion binding. Gene Ontology annotation, biological process: proteolysis. Lineage: Eukaryota; Metazoa; Nematomorpha; Gordioida; Chordodea; Parachordodidae.
AUGCUAAUACAGGCAUGGGCAAUAAAUAGUUUGGAAUACGAGAGCUUAGCUCAAUUACAAGCUAACCAUUCUGAUAAUAAAAUAUGGUCUUGUUACAGGACCGAAGGGGGUUUGUUUAUAGAUAUCAUGAUAUUAAAAAUCAACUACGAAAACUUUGUACGAUUAUUGAAGAAGUUGAACAUAAGAUUUGCGACAAAAAUGGAAACAGACAUUAUUCAAAAAAUAAUAGAUAUUCAAACAAAAAUUACCAUCGAAUAUGUAACAUUAUGGCCACAAUUGGGCAGUUACAUGUACUUUGAUUACUAUCCUAGAUAUUAUGAAGUGCUUAGAUGGUUGGAUCAUUUGGAAGCUCAGAAACCCAAAUUGAUAAAGGUCUUCACCGUAGGAAAAAGUUACGAGGACAAAGAAUUGAAAAUUAUUAAGAUAGGAGAAGAUACGGGGAUUAGAAAACCAGCUUUUUACAUAGAGGCCGGCGUACGCGCUAGAGAAUGGGCGUCAAUUACUACGGCUUUGUAUUUCAUAUCUCUAUUAUUUGAACCGGAAAGAUGGUCAUCUCCUCUACAACUUAGGUAUAUAAAGGAACUUUUAAGACGAGCUGAUUUUUACAUAAUGCCUCUUAUGAAUCCUGAUGGUUACGAAUAUUCAUUCAUUGAAGAUAGAUUAUGGACUAAGAAUAGGAGACCAAACUAUAACUCGAAAUGCAUCGGUGUCGAUUUGGACAGUAAUUAUGAACACGUGUCAUGGGGCAAAGAAAAAUUGGCCAUUGGUGGCGUUUCUUACACUGACCCAUGCUCGGAUUAUUAUCAGGGGCCUAGACCUUUCACCGAAAUCGAGACCAGAACUGUGAGAGAUUUUAUAAGUUCGCUAAAAUGCGACUUCAGAUCCUUCGUAACGAUCCGCGAAUAUGGAGCCAUGUUCCUGGCCCCGUAUGCUCACACUUACGAUCCUCCGAGCAAUCACAAGGAAUUGCGUUUCAUCAUGAAGAAAGCGAUAAUCGAUACGCCAGAUUACUCAAUUGGCAGCAUUAGCAAUCGUUUAUUUGUGGCAACUGGUUCGUCGGUAGAUUGGGCCUACGACAAUAUGGGGAUAAAAUACAGUUUCGCGAUAGAAUUGAAAGAAAAGGAAAACUCCGGAUAUUUAAUGCCGAAAGAGAAUAUCCUAAAAGUGGCUAAAGACGCAUGGAAAAUCUAUAAUGAGAUGUUUUAUCCUGUGUUUGAUCGGGUAGAGGGCAAAGAAUGCAAAAAUUAA